Parnassius mnemosyne (clouded apollo) is the source of this 3183-nucleotide messenger RNA. The record is from the annotation of a GenBank genome assembly. Lineage: Eukaryota; Metazoa; Arthropoda; Insecta; Lepidoptera; Papilionidae.
AUGGCAACUUUAGAGCAACAAGCUUCUAAGCUCUUGGACUUCAACCAAAAAUUGGAUAUCAAUUUGCUCGACAAUAUCGUCGGAUGCUUGUAUUCUUCAGUAGGGGAGCAACAACGUAUAGCGCAAGACAUUCUUACUGCACACAAAGAACAUCCAGAUGCUUGGACUCGAGUUGAUACAAUACUGGAAUAUUCCCAGAAUCAAGAAACCAAAUACUAUGCCUUACAAAUUUUGGAACAAGUCAUACAAACACGAUGGAAAGUUUUACCAAGAAAUCAAUGUGAAGGUAUAAAGAAGUAUAUUGUUGGUUUGAUAAUUAAAAACUCCUCGGAUCCAAUAACAAUGGAAAAUAAUAAAGUUUAUUUAAAAAAACUCAACAUGAUACUGAUACAAGUGUUAAAAAGGGAAUGGCCACAUAACUGGGAGACCUUUAUAAGUGAUAUUGUUGGAGCGUCUAAAACAAACGAAAGCCUGUGUCAAAACAACAUGGUCAUAUUAAAAUUGCUCAGUGAAGAAGUGUUUGUGUUCAGCACUGGGCAAUUAACACAAACUAAAGCAAAACAUCUUAAAGACACUAUGUGUUCAGAGUUCAGCCAAAUUUUUCAACUUUGUCAGUUUGUUCUUGAAAAUUCACAAAAUGCACCAUUGGUUGAUGCUACCCUCCAUACUCUGUUAAGAUUCUUAAAUUGGAUCCCCCUUGGCUACAUAUUUGAAAUGAAAUUGAUAAGCACUCUAAUUUUUAAAUUUCUGAAUGUGCCUAUGUUCCGUAAUGUUACAUUGAGCUGUUUGACUGAGAUUGCUGGUGUAACUGUAAGUAAUUAUGAAGAACAAUUUGUGGCUUUACUAGUGCAAACAAUGGAGCAACUUGAAGCUAUGCUGCCACUCACCACUAACAUACGUGAAGCUUAUGCUGCUGGUAGAGAUCAGGAACAAGUUUUCAUACAAAAUUUGGCUUUAUUCUUAUGUACUUAUUUAAAAGAACAUGGGCAGCUUAUAGAAAGAAGAGGAUUAAAUAACACUCUAAUGAAUGCCCUUCGCUAUCUUGUUUUAAUAUCGGAAGUAGAAGAAGUUGAAAUAUUUAAAAUUUGCUUGGAGUUUUGGAAUGCAUUGGCUGCUGAUUUGUACAAAAUUGCUCCAUGCUCUCAUUCCGCUGGUUUGUAUGGUAUUGGAAAAAAUGUGGGUAGGAAAGCUUUAUAUUCGGAUGUACUCAGUAGUGUACGGUACAUAAUGAUUUCUCGAAUGGCAAGACCAGAGGAAGUGCUGGUCGUGGAAAAUGAAAAUGGAGAAGUAGUCAGAGAAUUUAUGAAAGAUACUGAUUCAAUCAAUUUGUACAAAAAUAUGAGGGAAACAUUAGUUUACCUCACUCAUUUAGAUUACCAGGAUACGGAACGUAUUAUGACAGAAAAACUGCAGAAUCAAGUUAAUGGAGCUGAGUGGUCAUGGAAGAAUCUGAAUACACUUUGCUGGGCUAUUGGUUCAAUUUCUGGAGCUAUGCUGGAGGAGGAUGAAAAACGGUUCUUAGUUGUUGUUAUUAAAGAAUUGUUGGGCUUAUGUGAACAGAAAAAGGGUAAAGACAACAAAGCCAUUAUUGCAAGUAACAUUAUGUAUGUUGUAGGACAAUAUCCACGUUUUUUAAGGGCCCAUUGGAAAUUUUUAAAAACUGUUGUAAAUAAACUUUUUGAAUUUAUGCACGAGACUCAUGAUGGUGUUCAAGAUAUGGCUUGUGAUACUUUCAUUAAAAUAGCAUUAAAAUGUCGUCGUCAUUUUGUUACCACUCAAGUGGGCGAAGCAUGUCCAUUUAUUGAAGAAAUAUUAAGUACAAUCAAUUCCAUUAUUUGUGAUUUGUUGCCACUACAAGUACAGACAGUUUAUGAAGCUGUUGGAUAUAUGAUAAGUGCUCAGGUAGACCAAGUAGCCCAGGAGCAACUUAUUGAGAGAUACAUGGUACUUCCCAAUCAGGUUUGGGAUGAUAUUAUAUCUCAAGCAUCACAUAAUGUUGAUAUUCUCAAAGAUGCUGAAGCUGUUAAACAGCUUGUUAGUAUUCUUAAAAUAAAUGUUCGUGCUUGUCGUGCUUUGGGGCACCCUUAUGUUGUACAACUUGGAAGAAUCUAUUUAGACAUGCUUAAUGUGUAUAAAGUUAUGUCUGAAAAUAUCAGUCAAGCCAUUACCUUAAAUGGAGUUGCUGUAACCAAACAACCACUAAUCAAGAAUAUGAGAAUAAUUAAAAAAGAAACUUUAAAAUUAAUUGCAAGUUGGGUCUCACGAUCUACAGAUAAUAGCAUGGUGUUGGAAAAUUUUAUUCCUCCUCUCCUCGAUGCUGUACUUCUAGACUAUCAAAGAACAGCAGUGCCAGAGGCAAGAGAACCUGAGGUACUAUCAUGUAUGGCUGCUAUUGUGUACAAACUUGGAGGUCAUAUUACAUCUGAAGUACCAAAAAUUUUUGAUGCAGUCUUUGAAUGUACUCUUGAGAUGAUCAACAAGGACUUUGAAGAGUACCCAGAGCAUAGGACAGAGUUCUUCUUGUUACUGCAAGCAGUUAAUACUCAUUGUUUCAAAGCAUUCCUGAGUAUACCUCCAGCACAAUUUAAAUUGGUUCUGGAUUCCAUAAUAUGGGCAUUUAAACAUACAAUGAGGAAUGUUGCUGAUACGGGCCUUCAGAUAUUGUUUAAAUUACUUCAAAAUGUUGAACAAAAUUCACAGGCGGCACAAAGUUUCUACCAGACUUACUUAUGUGAUAUAUUAGAGCAUGUGUUUAGUGUUGUUACAGACACAUCACAUGGUGCUGGGCUUACAAUGCAUGCCACUAUUUUGGCAUAUAUAUUCUCAUUAGUGGAAGCUGGUAGAGUUACAGUUCCACUAGGCCCUACUCCUGACAAUGUUUUGUACAUACAGGAAUAUGUGGCAAAUCUAUUGAAAACUGCAUUCCCUCAUUUGUCUGACAAUCAAGUGAAAAUAACUGUACAAGGAUUGUUUAAUUUGGACCAAGAUAUUCCAGCUUUCAAAGAUCACUUAAGAGAUUUCUUAGUUCAGAUAAGAGAAUACACUGGUGAAGAUGACAGUGACUUGUAUUUGGAGGAGCGUCUAUUCGCUCUUCGUCAAGCGCAAGAAGAAAAGCGAAGGGUACAACUAUCUGUACCAGGAAUCCUGAAUCCUCAUGAACUUCCUGAGGAAAUGCAAGAUUAA